Molecule: messenger RNA, 2663 nt
Organism: Heteronotia binoei (common prickly gecko)
Lineage: Eukaryota; Metazoa; Chordata; Lepidosauria; Squamata; Gekkonidae
Gene: SYDE1
Product: synapse defective Rho GTPase homolog 1
Exons: 8
Coding region: 1-2646 (881 amino acids)
Biological process (GO): signal transduction
Source: RefSeq, a predicted model, not a curated record
AUGGCGCAGCCCCUGCUCCGCAAGACUCUCUCCCGCCUGCGCCGCAAGGAGAGCCGCGGCUGCCCCAAGGCGCGAGGCGGAGAUUGCCCCUUGGAGUCGCCGGGUACCUUGGAGUGCUUUGCUGCCCAAGGGAAGCCUCUCCCAUCAGACGAGGGAGGCGGGAAAGCUGCCGCUGUCACCGUGUCUCGGAAGCAAAAGUGGGCCAAGGUCGAGUCGGGAGUCCGGGAGGAUUCCUGCAGCGGGGAGUCUUGCUUCUCCCAGCCGCCGCGAGGAGCGGUGGCGCAGGACGAAACGCCGUCUCCUGAGAUCUCCGGCGAGGGGGCCACCAGGCCCGAGGUGGCCACUGAGAUGCCGGCUGGCUCCGUGGAGGUUUGCAGCUCGACCGUGAGCCUCAGGUGCAGCAGCCGUGGGGCUUACUUGCAGAGCCUGGAGAGGAGCAGCCGGGAGUGGGUGCUCUCCUCGGGGAAGGCCCCGGGGGUGGAGGAGCCGGCUGCCAGCACUAGCCCUGAGCUCACGGAAGCCGUAGCAUUCUGCAGUAGUGAAGGGGAGAUCUGGUACAACCCCAUCCCUGAGGACGAGGACCUGCAACCCCCCUCCCCCGGCAGGACAAAGGGCAGCAGUGCAGGGACCAAGGAGGCGAAGGACAAGAAGCCCAAAGAGGAAGCCGCGGCUGGGGGGUCACAGCCGUCUUCGCCAAGCCAGUCAAAGCCAGCAGUGCCUUCUGAGGAAUGGGUCGGUCGUCAGCACCAGACACGUGGAAAGGUGCCAGUCACGAGUCCAGGUCCCGAAGAAAGGGCAACAGGCCAGAGCCCCAGUGCCCACAAGAAGGACCAUCCUCCCCACAAGACAAAGCCCUCAGGGCCCGUGCGCACCCUUUCCAUGAAGAUGAAGAAGCUGCCGGAGCUGAGGCGAAGGCUUAGUCUGCGCAGCUUCCGUCCCCGGGGGCAGGAGGCAGAGGGGAAUUUGUCCCCCAAGGAGUCGCGCAACGUCAUCAGCCGCUACCACUUGGACAGCAGUGUGGCUUCUCGGCACCACCCAGCCAGGGACGCAGCUAUGAGCAAAGGGGACUGCUUCAGUGACGGCGAUUCCCCAGAGCUCCCGGCCAAGACCGAUGCCCGCUUCUUGGGACUUGAAGGCACCUCCUUCCAACCGUACAGAUUUGCAGAGCAUCCCGGUUGUCUGCAGCCUCUCUCUGGCCUGGUCAGCAUCCACCUGCUGGGAGUGCAGGACUUUAGGCCUCCCCGAGCUGAAGCCAAGGAGGUCUUCUGUGUCCUCCAGGUGGACUCCGUCAACAAGGCCCGGACGGCUCUGCUCCCAUGCCGGUCGGCCUCCCUCAGCCUCAACCAUUCUUUCCAGCUGGAGCUCGAAGACUCCCGGCUCCUCAAAAUUGUGAUCUUCUCCUGCGAUCCUGCAGCGCAGAGGAACCGGGUCUGCUGCUGCGGCACCAUCCUCCUUCCCCACAUUUUUCAAGGCUCCAGGUCUCAGCAGCUGGCCAUGCAGCUGCAGCCCCGGGGACUCCUGUAUAUCAAGCUUACCCUCCUGGAUCAACGGGGGCCGGCCAGCGGCGUUGACAAGCCACAGGUCUUUGGAGUAGAGCUGAGCCAGCUGGUGGAGAGGGAGAGGGCCGCCCUCAAAGUGCCACUGCUGAUACAGAAGUGUGUGGAUCAGAUCGAGAAACGAGGACUGAAGAUUGUGGGUCUGUAUCGCUUGUGUGGGUCUGCAGUGGUGAAGAAGGAACUGCGCGACGCCUUUGAGAAGGACAGUGAUGCCGUGGUGCUCUCGGAAGAGUUCUACCCGGAUAUCAAUGCUAUUACAGGCAUCCUGAAAGACUAUUUGCGUGAGCUGCCGACACCCCUCAUCACUAGCCAUCUCUACCAGGUGGUACUAGAGGCCAUGUCUAAUCGGGCAGCAGGCCAAGAUGUUGAGGAGACAACAGGGUUUUUGGAUUGCUUGCCGGAGGCUGAGAAGGCGACCCUGCGGCUGCUGCUGGACCACCUCAGUUUGGUUGCUGCAUUUUAUGACUUCAACCGCAUGAACGCCCAGAACCUUGCUGUGUGCUUUGGGCCCGUUUUGCUCAGCCAGGGACCGGGGAGGACGGGGGGCCACAGCCUCGACUCCCAGCACCCGUCCGUCUCCAGCACCGUGGACUUCAAGCACCACAUCGAAGUGCUGCACUAUCUGUUGCAGGCCUGGCCGGGUGAGCAGUGCGCAGCUCAACAGAGGAUGGCAGAAGCCGGUGAGCUCAUCCCGCCCACUGAGCACCACCAGUGGCCCCUUUCUCUGGAUCUGCCAGAGCAGCAACCCACAGUCGUGGUUCGGAGCCAUUCAAGAGGCCCGGAAAGCCCUCCCACCAACCGCUAUGCUGGGGAUUGGAGCGUUUGCGGGCAGCACCUGUCGCUGGCACCCCCCAGGGAAAGUGGCAUCCACAAGAAGGCUGCUGGGAGCGAGAGUGACAAUGAAAACGACAAAGAGGCUGCCCUGAGAGAUGGUCUGAUGUGCCACGGGCAGGGCAUCUUCUUGGACAGCUUUGCCUUGGUGGAGGACCCGGAAGAUGCCUUCAGCCCAAGGAUCAGUCUGAAGGACUUUGAUGCCCUGCUGAUGGACCUGGAGCAGGAGCUCUGCAAACAGAUCAAUGUCUGCCUGUGAUAUCUUUCCUUGGAAUA